AUGGAACCGACACGGGCGGACCCUGCGGCGCGGGCACGCCUGCGUGAACGGAACCGACUCUGGGAAGCCAUCUGUUUGUCCAUUUCGGAGCUGCUCCCCGACUUGCCCCUGAAGCAAAUCGCUGCCGCGGUGAAGCGGGCCAACGGCGACCAGGAACAGGCCGUGCUGCUCCUCCUGAACGAACCUGAGCUGACGUCUCCACAGCAGCCCAGCACUCCCACCAUCACCACCACCACCACCACGGACAACACCAACAGCACCGCCGCUGCUGCCCCCGACCAGGCGAAGGAGAAAGAGCGACGAGGAGGAAGAGGAGGCGAUGCGCAUGGCCCAAGACGAGUCGCUGGCGCUCCGGCUGCAGCAGGAGGACGAGGAGGCCUCGCUCCAGGCCGCGCUCCGCGAGCUCGAGCUCCAGGAACGCGGCGGCGGCGAGCAGCAGCGAAACGCAGAGCAAGAAGAAAAAGAAAAGGAAGAAGAACGGGAGGCAGGAGAGAACAGGACUCGGGCUGA
Acanthamoeba castellanii str. Neff is the source of this 510-nucleotide messenger RNA. RefSeq lists its product as uncharacterized. NCBI's taxonomy places the organism in Eukaryota, Discosea, Longamoebia, Acanthamoebidae. Gene Ontology annotation, molecular function: ubiquitin binding. The coding region runs from base 1 to 510 and encodes 169 amino acids. The record is from RefSeq and is a predicted model, not a curated record. The transcript is spliced from 3 exons.